GAACAAUCUGAGGUCCUUCAACUGUUCCAUGGGUGCACGGGCAUUCUCCCAUGACAGUAUUUUUAUCCCUGAUGGGGGAGCAGAAAGUCAGCAGACAGUUCAAGCAAUGUCACAGGACAACAUCCUGGGCAAAGUCAAAACUCUUCAGCGACAGUUGGGCAAGAAUAUCAAGUUUGGGCAGCGGCCAUCUAACACCAUUCCCAUGAAGAAGGCAGGCAGUGCAGAUGCUAGCUCAGAGGAGGACUUCGUCCUCACCAGUCCCAUGGAAAUUGUGACCCAGCAGGAUAUUGUCCUCUCAGACACGGAGAACAAAUCCAGUGAUACACCAAGUUCCUCAAGUCCUCUGAAUCUACCUGAAGCCGGAAGUGACAUGGAAGAGAAGAUUGCUCCAGUUAAGCCCUCUCGGCCAAAAAGGCACUUGCCUUCCGCUGGUACCAUUGAAAGUGUCAACCUGGAUGCCAUCCCCCUGGCCAUCGCUCGUCUAGACAACAGUGCUGCCAAGCACAAACUCGCUGUAAAGCCAAAAAACCAGAGGGUGUCAAGGAAGCACAGGUGGCUUGUCCAGGACCGAAAGAAUGAAUCAGGCAGCUUUGAGAGUCAGUCCUCCUUGGACCAGAACGGGCAGCGAGGAGAAGACAAGCACGUUUGGCACGGAGAGGAAGCAGAGCCUUUGGAGUCCCGAGAAGAGAAAAGACUGCAGGAAGAGUAUUGGCGGGAACUCGAAGCCAAGUGCAAACAACAAAAAGCCGAAGCUGCUGAGAAGAAGCGCCAGGAAGAGCAGAGGCGGCAGGCGCUGGAGAGGAGGCUUUGGGAGGAGAGCCUCAGACAGGAGAUGCUAGAGGAGGUGGAGGAGGAGGGCGAAGAGGUGGGCCUGCAGCUACAGGCAGGGAAGGCACCUCCAGAGGAAGGGCUGCAGUCUGGUCUGGAGCAACAUCGCUGUGCAGAGCAAGAGCUGGAGGAAGCCGACGACCCCGCCCGCCUGGAGGCAGAAAAGCGUAGACAUGAGCAGGAAGAGGCCGAGAGGCAGGCGGAGAAACUGAGGCAGCGCGAGAUCGAGAAGCAAGAGGCGGAACUGAGGCAGCUCGAGGCUGAGAGGCAGGAGGAGGAACUGAGGCAGCUCGAGGCCGAGAGGCAAGAAGAGAAACUGAGGCAGCUCGAGGCCGAGAGGCAAGAGGAGGAAGUAAGGCAACGCGAGGCUGAGAGGCAGGAGGAGGAACUGAGGCAGCGGGAAGCUAAAAGGCAAGAGGAAGAACUAAGGCAACGCGAGGAGGCUGAGAGGCAGGAGAAACUGAGGCAGCGCGAAGCCCAGAGGCAAGAAGAGGAACUAAAGCAGCACGAGGCUGAGAGGCAAGAGAAACUGAGGCAGCGUGAGGCUGAAAGCACCGAGGAGGAACUGAGGCUGCCGGAGGCUGAGAGGCAGCCCGUUCAGGAGGAGGAAGCCAAGAGGAUGCUGCAGAAGGAGGAGGAGGCCAAACGCGUGGAAGAGCUGAACGGUCGGGAAAAGGAGGCGCCUGAGCGGCUGGUGGAAGAAGGACCGCCGAGUCCAGAAGGAGAGAGCCAGCGCUGGCUAACGGACGAUGCUGUCCAGCAAAGCCCACUGCAGCGGGACCUUGAGAAGCCAGGGGGACGAGAAGAUCUGGAAUCCACAGAGCAGAGAGAGAUCGCCAAGGAGCAGAGAGGAGGGAUCGAGCCGGCAGAGCAGAGCGGAGACUUGAGCGUGCGCUGCGGUGGUGUAGACGUGGAAGGGAAAGAAGCCUCUCAGGUAGACAAUCUCCAGCCUCAAGAGAGACUGAUGGAAGGAACGCCGGCCCCGGGGGAGAAGGAAGCCACUGCCGCAGACAUCGAUCGAAAGGUGGAGGAGCUCCGAUGGCAGGAGGUGGACGAGCGGCAGACCAUGCCCCGGCCCUACACGUUCCAGGUAUCCUCCGGGAGUAGGCAAAUUCUCUUCUCCAAAGUCAACCUGAGCCCGGUGACACCAGCCAAGGACGCGAGCCUGGCCCCAGCGGCCCAGGAACCGUCCGCGCCCCGCGGUGCCGCCUCGCACGCCCUGCCCUCGGCGCUGAGCAUCCCACACACGGCCAUUCUGGUGACCGGAGCACAGCUCUGCGGCCCGGCAGUCAACCUGAGCCAGAUCAAGGACACCGCGUGCAAGUCUCUCCUGGGCCUGUCGGAUGAAAAGCGCCCGGUGGACGUUCCCACGGUGGAGCCCAGGGCUGGCGGCGGGAAGUCCAGGCCUGCUCCAGAGUCACCGAGCAAUGCAGCGGCGCUAGCCGAGUGGGCUUCCAUUCGAUCCAGAAUCCUGAAGAACUCCGAGGGUGACCAGCGUGGCGACAGAGAGCCGGCCAGAGCCGGGGACGAGCCAAUGCCUCGAGCACGGUGCGAUUCCCGAGGGAACGUGCGCAGGACGCCGCCAGUCAACGCCAAGUUCUCCAUCAUGCCUGCCUGGCAGAAGUUCUCGGACGGCACAGAGAUCUUCAAACAGAGCCUGGACGGUGAGAGCAUAAAGAAAAAGCUGGGGCUAGUGCCCAGUGAAGAGACCGCACCCCAGCCUCUGCCUGCAGCGGCUCAGCAAGAAGUAAGCCAGGAACCACCAGACACCACUGACGGAUGCAAAUUUGCCAAAGACCUUCCAUCUUUCCUCGUUCCAAGCCUGCCUUCUCCGCAGAAAGCUGCGUCCCGCACAGAGUCCACGACCACUUUGGACGGCGAGACCACGAGUGACGUAGGAAACCCAGACCCUGCAAUUCCUGGAAGCGAGGAAAAGGCCUCGCCCUUUGGGAUAAAAUUGAGAAGGACCAACUAUUCCUUGCGCUUCCACUGUGACCAACAGGCGGAACAGAAGAAGAAAAAGAGGCACAGCAGCACUGGAGACAGUGUGGAUGGGGCCACUCCCGCAACUGGGAGCGCCCCUGGAGAGAGAGAGCCUGAAGCCACAUUAUUCAAGCACGGCUCAUCCCUUCCCCAGGAGAGAAAGCCAGCCCUACCCCCUCGGAAGGACUCUGCUGAAAGCCAUUCUAGCGGUCACUAUGUUGCUGUAGCCCAGUCUGGACUCCCACCAGCCAGUGGCCAGACCCCAGCUCCAGAACAAGACAAGGCAGCAAGCAAAAUGCCAUCCAUUCAGAAGCCGGCCCUGGCUCCCAAGCCUGCUAGCCAGACCCCACCUUCAUCCCCACUCUCCAAACUGAGCAGACCCCACAUAGUAGAGCUGCUCGCUAGACGAGCUGGCAAGCUCGACUCUGAGCCCAGUGAGGCUGCCAAGGAGAACCAGGAGAGCAGUGAUAACCAGCCACUCUCACCAUCACUGUCGGAGGAGCCGAAGGGGCAGAAGAGGGAUGAGAAAGAUGUGCCAGAAAAGAAGCCAGCUUCCCCGCCUCUGCCAGCCAGCCAGCAAGAGAGACCUUCCCUAACUCCUGAAACAGAGAAGCCCGUGCUUCAGAGCAGGCACUCUGUAGAUGGCUCCAAGUUGACAGAGAAAAUUGAAACUGCUCAGCCACUGUGGAUAACAUUGGCACUACAGAAGCAAAAGGGAUUUCGUGAGCAGCAAGCAACUCGGGAGGAGAGGAAGCAAGCCCGGGAGGCCAAACAAGCAGAAAAGCUCUCCAAAGAAACCGUCAGUGUCGGCCUACAGCCUGGAAGCAGUCGGGUAAGCAAAGCUGGUUCCGUGCACAAGCCUGCUGCUCCAUCUGAAGAGAAAAAGCCAGAAACGGCAGUGUCCAGGCUCCAGCGCAGAGAACAGCUGAAAAAGUCCAACACUCUUCCCACGUCUGUGACAGUGGAGAUCUCAGACUCUGCGCCCUCAGCACCGCUGGUAAAAGAGGUCACCAAGAGGUUCUCCACCCCAGACGCUGCCCCCGUGUCCACAGAACCUGCCUGGCUGGCUUUGGCCAAAAGAAAAGCAAAGGCCUGGAGUGACUGUCCACAAAUUAUUAAGUAAACAGUGACUUUUAUCCAUUUCUGUGGCCAGUUGCUGGCUCUUCUCUUGCCCUUUUUAUUUAUUUAUUUUUUUAUAUGAGGUAAGGGAACCAGGCUAGGGGAAAGCAGCAUGUUUUAUAGGCUCUAAGAUAAUGUUUAGACACGGAACUGGUGGUAUUCAUUGUAAAGAGUGUAUUUGCACAACCUGGGUCCUGGUGCCUUGAGCUCCCCCUAGUUCUCAAGAGACAGUUUUGUCUGAGGGACCAUGUGAUGCAAAGUCUCCAAGCGAGAGCUCCUCAGGAGAGCCGCCGUGCCCACCCAUGGCCUUCACAUAUGCACACCACGCACCAUUUCAGAACAUGUCCUUUUGCCAAUCUUUGUAAGGUUUUUUUUUUUUUUUUUUUUUUUUUGAUUCUCUACUCUUCUAUCCAAAACAUUGACCCUACUGUGUUUGCAUAUGUAACAGUGACAGGUUCACAUGUACAUUAAACAUGGUGUCACUCUCCUGAAUGCAGGGACUGGAAAAUAAGGAAAAGCUGGCUCCCAACUCUGUGCCUAUGUCUGGUUUUCAUGAAUUCUCCCCACCCUAAAAACCAUAACGUAGCAAAUCCAUUCACACUCUUACUACCCUCCAGCUGUGGUGUGCCCUGUCGUACCAGUACCCUUAAAGACACACGGACCAUUUGGCCUAGCUGGCUCCUAAGGAACAUUUGUAUUUAACCUGGUGAAAAAGGAAAUUCUGUGUCAGACUUGUCUCUGAGAAUCCCCACACAGUACAGUGGCUCGUCUGCAGCUCAGACUGUGUUCCCAGACUCUGGGAAUGGAGGGCUUAGAACAUACAUUUUAGGGAAGACUCUUCAGAUGAAUUCCAUUCAUCUGAAGAACCUUGGGGUAGACUGGUGUCAUCAAGCUUUUCACACUAUGAAGAGAACCCCAAGAUGCAAAAUCGAGACAAGAAAAUAAAAUGUCUCCCACACCAGCUAUGUCUGUCCGAUGGUUUAGGUGGCUGGUGUUCCAUGCCCCUCAAGUUUUCCCGUGGCCUUUAGGGAAAAUGAGCAAGCCAAGAUGUGUAACCUUUCUGUACUAAGGACUUCCAGCAGAGAACUUCUUUUUUUCUUUACUGUACUUGAAUAAUUCAGAGUCGAAUGUUCCAAAGCAUUUACAAUUUAGAGCAUUCACCUUGAUACCUUUAAACAAAAAAAAAAAAAGCAUCUCAGAGUUUUACGUGGCCUUGUUAUCAUACACACGUGCAUACAAAGAAGGGACUUGGCAGUUUCAAAGCCACAUGCAUUUAUUUCUCUAGCUUUGCUUUACACGACACUAGACAUACCAGCAAAUGCCCACACAUCGCUGGCACUAGCUUUGUAUUUCAUGCUGUUGGCAUAUUUUCCUUUUUGUAGAUUCUUACUCUAAAAUGUAGGUGCGGAUUCUUUGCCCAGUGCAAGGGGGAUUACACCCUUCUUCCUCCUACACUAACAUGUCUUACAGCAUCCAUUACUACUUCUCCUUUACGCUGACUCAAUAUGCAAUGUGCUGUUCUUCUGUCUACCCCUACAGGAUGACAGGGAUGCUGUUUGCCAUAUAGAAACAAUCCAUUUUCUCUCUAGAAACAAUAGCUCAGCUUCAUGAAGCAGCUGGCAUGUGUGGUCAGGUGGAUAGCUGUACUAUUGCAAGUUGGAUUUAGUAUUAUAUAUACUGGACCUUCAGACUGUUAAGAAUCAAUGUAACUUUUUUUUUUACUGUUAUUGUAAGCAACUAAUAUUCCACUGCACGUUUCCCAAACUGGUGUUCAUUCCUAAAUUUUAUGUGUAGACAAUUGUUCCUUUAAUUAUUUCCUCACUGAUAUAACACUUUUGAGUGGGAAUCUUUCCACCAAAGCCCUAGAAUGAUAGUGCUACAGUGAUUCUUCCAAUUGACUUCUUCCUUCCUGCCAACUUUGGCCAGUACCACAGUCAUGGCAGGAAACAGGUACAGAAAUAAGACGACUAAGAAAUAAGAGAGCUGGCGUGGUGGUGCAUUGCCUUUUAUCCUAGCACUUGGGACGCAGAAGCAAGUUGCUCUCUAUGUGUUCGAGGCCAGUCUGGUCUACGUAAUGAGCUCCAGGCCAGCCAAGGCUACAUAACGAAGACCCGGUCUCAAAACAAAGAAGAGUAGAUUCGUUCAUUUUGACUCAAUACCACAAGCCCAUACACAGCACAAGAAACAGCUUAGUUAAAGAUGCCCCACUGAUAUCUUGGAAAGAAGGAUCUACUGAGGAAAAGGCAGUCGUCAUACUUGCUGAGAACAUGUUUAACAUUUCAUUAAAAUCACUCCAAGCCUGCACUAAAUACCAAUCAAGUGUUACUCUGCUUAUUUCUGUGUUGCGCUCUUCUGAGCAACAAACUAAGGGGAAAUUCUGUGAAAACAAACAAUUCUUUUCCUUUUUUUAAAAAAUGAAUGACUGCUGUAUUAAAUAUACGAAUAUACAAGCUUUUUUUUUUUAAUUUAAACACACUUCUGGCAAGAUUAUAGAUGAUUAACCUCUGUUCAUAGACUUAUAUAUGGAAGUAGAGUUUUUUGUUUACUUUGAAAAUGUUUCAAGUGCAAUUGUUUCUUAUAAAACAUGGUUGAUUACCAUUAAAUUCUCGUUUUAGCUGGUUAUCUGCAAAUCUAGAGUGUGUCCCCACCGUCUCUUCCCGUGAUGUUUAGUUGGCUCAUUUCCAAGCAGCAACAUUAGCUACAAGUGUCUUGCAAUAUUUUUACCAACAAUAAAACUAAGUAGAUAAUUAAUAAAAAAUUCCUUAGUCUGAUUUUAAUAUUAUUUUGAGAUUUUGGGUUGAGUACGGUUUGAAAUAUAAAGAUGCCCAUUAUUUAAAGGAUAAGACCUCUCAAUAAAAUACUGACAAGCUCUUUGG
This is a messenger RNA of Arvicanthis niloticus (Nile rat), 6806 nucleotides long. RefSeq names its product capping protein inhibiting regulator of actin dynamics (gene Cracd). Gene Ontology annotation, biological process: negative regulation of barbed-end actin filament capping; maintenance of gastrointestinal epithelium. NCBI's taxonomy places the organism in Eukaryota, Metazoa, Chordata, Mammalia, Rodentia, Muridae. The record is from RefSeq and is a predicted model, not a curated record.